Aricia agestis (brown argus) is the source of this 1306-nucleotide messenger RNA. RefSeq names its product isocitrate dehydrogenase [NAD] subunit beta, mitochondrial (gene Idh3b). Gene Ontology annotation, molecular function: NAD binding; magnesium ion binding; oxidoreductase activity, acting on the CH-OH group of donors, NAD or NADP as acceptor. Lineage: Eukaryota; Metazoa; Arthropoda; Insecta; Lepidoptera; Lycaenidae. Gene Ontology annotation, cellular component: mitochondrion. The transcript has 9 exons. Gene Ontology annotation, biological process: tricarboxylic acid cycle; isocitrate metabolic process. The record is from RefSeq and is a predicted model, not a curated record. Bases 101 to 1255 code for a protein of 384 amino acids.
UUGACAGCAGUCAUUUUGGCCAAAUUUUGGCGUAAACGUCUGGGGCAGCCAAAAAUAACAUUUUAAAAUAAGCCUUUUUAAAGGUUUUUGCUAAAAUAAAAUGUCUCUUAUCACUAGAAAUCUAUUUCGUACGGUAGUGCAGGGUUCCCAACAUGUCGGUAAAGGGUUACAUACAACCGCGGUAAACACCGACAAAAACGUAUGUUUCGCGCCAUUAUCAAUCAGCACCCUGCAAACGAGUAAGGAGGGUCGCAUCAAGUGCACCCUGAUCCCCGGAGAUGGAGUUGGCCCCGAGCUUGUGUACUCCGUACAGGAGGUGUUCAAGGCAGCAAGCAUCCCCGUGGAUUUCGAGUCAUUCUUCUUCUCGGAGGUGAACCCCACCCUCAGCGCGCCCAUUGAGGACGUCGUCGGCUCCAUCGCCAGGAACAAGAUCUGCAUCAAGGGCAUUCUAGCCACUCCCGACUUCUCCCACACCGGUGAGCUGCAGACCCUCAACAUGAAGCUCCGUAACGCCCUCGACUUGUACGCCAACGUCGUCCACGUGAAGUCCCUGCCCAACGUGAAAUGCCGUCAUCAUGACGUGGACUGCAUCAUCAUCAGAGAGCAGACGGAGGGAGAGUACUCCGCGUUGGAGCACGAGUCUGUGCCUGGCGUAGUGGAAUGCCUGAAGAUCAUCACAGCGGUCAAAUCUGAGCGUAUUGCUAAGUUCGCGUUCGACUAUGCGGUGAAGAUGGGCCGUAAGAAGGUGACGGCUGUUCACAAGGCCAACAUCAUGAAACUGGGAGACGGCCUGUUCUUGAGGAGCUGCGAGGAGAUCGCGAAGCUGUACCCGCGCAUCGAGUUCGAGAAGAUGAUAGUGGACAACUGCACGAUGCAGAUGGUCUCCAACCCCAACCAGUUCGACGUGAUGGUCACGCCCAACCUGUACGGCAACAUCGUGGACAACCUCGCCAGCGGGCUGGUGGGCGGCGCCGGGGUCGUCGCCGGCGCCUCCUACAGCGCCGAGUGCGCGGUCUUCGAGCAGGGCGCCCGCCACAUAUUCUCCGGCGCGGUGGGCAAGAACAUCGCGAACCCGACAGCGAUGCUGCUGUGUUCGGCGAACCUGCUGUCUCACGUCAACCUGCACUCCUACGCCGACAAGAUCAAAGCCGCUAUCAACAAGGUGCUAAAAGACGGCAAGGUGAGGACGAAGGACCUCGGCGGCCAGUCCACCACCAAGGACUUCACCAACGCGGUCAUACACUGCCUCACAUAAACACACACACAUGUAACGUUUCACAUCCCUAUAGAUAAUAUACUAGAGUCU